Messenger RNA from Photinus pyralis (common eastern firefly), 2307 nucleotides. RefSeq lists its product as uncharacterized. The transcript is spliced from 9 exons. The record is from RefSeq and is a predicted model, not a curated record. Lineage: Eukaryota; Metazoa; Arthropoda; Insecta; Coleoptera; Lampyridae. The coding region runs from base 1 to 2307 and encodes 768 amino acids.
AUGACCAAUACUAUGCCGAACCUGUGUCAGGUCAAGGUCGCUCGUGACCUGGUGGCCGAUAUUCAGCAUACGGCGCUAAGCUAUGAAUCAGAAGAUGAAAAUAUGGGUCGGCUCCAUUCUCGAGGUAGACGUGGAACUCCAUUGUACAGCAAGCAGGACAUCCGCGAACAAUACUGCAUAUCAGAUCGGGGGUUGGGAGCUCUCGAAGCUGACCGACGUAGCUUAUUCAGUUGUUUAUCUACACACCAAAAUUCGCCGUGCUCAACGAAAGCGUCGAUACUUACCGUUUGCGUAAAACAGAAAAUUCCGUCGGACGAAAACAUUCACGACCUUCUCAAGAGAUAUCCGUUCGAAUAUGCGUCGUAUCAUAGGAGAGCGAGAUAUCCCUGGGGAAUGCCUCCUCCCGAGAUCUAUCCGUUUGACGAGGAGAUGGAGUGCUCGUACUUUCGGCGUAAGCCUCGCGUCGAUCCCAGAAGGUACACGUGGAUGCCGGCCGAUGACGAGUCCGUACGUUUGGAGAGGCCACGUUCCGUUUUGGAUCAUUGCAGUGUGGCGCCGUCGCCGAUACCACCUCCGCCUCCGCCAGUGACCAGGCCCAAGCAUGUCAGUUUUGCAAGAUCACAUACUCUCACAUCGUUUGAUGACGCAACAGCAACACUAGGUUCAUCACACAGCUACACCAACAAAAUGUCACGAAGUCAAGAAAGAUUGCUGCCACUUUUAGGUUUUAAAAGGUCAGGCGAAUUUCCACCAAUCACUCAGCAGCCAUCACCAAACGAAGCGUUCAUCAUUUCAGAAAAGUUUAAAAGGGGACCUGCGUCGAUGAAAACCCAAGCGACACAGACUGAAGUUUGUUUAGGACGGAAACCCUUGCCUCCGGGCCAACUUAAUUUGAGCCCAAGGACGAUACACAGGGUUAAAAUGGUAUCGCAAGGCGCACAAACUAACGGAAUGCUGGUAAACGGAAGAAAAUUGAUGAAGUCGUAUUCAGAAGCAGGAGGUAGAUUUUCCGCAAUCACUUUUGGCCCCGAAAUAAUCCCGAAUGACAUUAACCACGAACCCUUGCAACGAACACAGUCAGACGAACCUCCCCGAUCACCUUUCGUAUUAAAAUCACCCCCGCCCGAAUUAAAGUUGCCCGAUACUGAUUCAUCUUCUUCAUCUCAUUCAGAUCAUGAAACCGAGGAGUAUGAACAAUUUGAAUCUAAAAUUCCCAAAGAGAUUAUUAUAGAUUUCGAACCUCAAUUGCCUUUUUCACCCGCUGAAGUUAAGAAAAAGCGUCUGAUUAAAACUGUAUCGGACGGCGAAAUUCUUUUAGAUCAUCGAAGAUUUAGUAAGCUAGACGAAGAGGGGUCGUUCGAAAAACGCAUCACGUCCGCCAGUCACGAGCACAUCAUGGUCGAACAGGAAACUCGAAGUUUCACGCCGUACUUCCAAGAUUCGCCGAUUAAGAAUGAGGGGAUAUUUAAGAGCUUUGACGAAAACGCGUUUUCCUCAAUGUCUGGGUCGUUCGAUGACAACGGUUUCCGGCCGCAGGACUCACUCGAUGAGGAGUUUCACGAGAAUUUGAUUUACCGCGGGAGGUAUCUGAGAAGGAGUGGAUCGUCUACCAGCGAUGAUAUUUUAGAGCAGGAGAUGAGGAUGCGAAAAAGCGACAGUGUAUCUUUGGAAGAAGGCGUGGUUCCGUCAUUGUCCUUGAUGCUACAUAGGUGUUCGCCGUUUGCCUCUUCUGAUUCUUUGGCGAACGACGUUAGAGAUCAUUCGGAUGGAAUAUGGAAUGAAUCUCAAGCAACGGUAUUGCAGGUUGAUUCUGGUACGGAUAAUGGGACGGCACUCAGCAGCUCGGAAAUGGUUUCUCUAGCAACCCCAUCUCAUGUAUCAACGUCAUUACUUACACCUUCAUCUAGGAGAAAGCACCUGUUGCUCAUGCAACACCAACAACGGUCCUCAAUGGACACAGAAGCUUUAGAAGAGGAAUCUCCCGAACAAAUUCAAGGCUCACGAUCAGGCUCUGAACUCCCUAGCAUAUCAUUAAGUAAACCCGAAUCGAGCAGUCAACAGUAUUUGACACCGCGCACCGGUCCAUCACCAAGACGUCGGCGAACACCCGAACCUCCGGCCGAGUCCCCACAACCGGCUGUAGUUCCCGAUUUACUACUCGCUCGUACUGAUUCCGGAAAAACGAAUACAGACGUUUCAGAAAGCACCACAACCACUGACGACUAUAUCACUAAACAGAAAAAUGAAUAUUCCGUGCCAGUUACCGAAGAAAAAAUUACCACUGGCCCGGAGCGGAACGGCAAAUAA